Molecule: messenger RNA, 1590 nt
Organism: Diversispora eburnea
Lineage: Eukaryota; Fungi; Glomeromycota; Glomeromycetes; Diversisporales; Diversisporaceae
Source: the annotation of a GenBank genome assembly
AUGUGUGGAAACGAAACAAUUUCUAAAGCUGCCCUUCGACACGAUAUCCGUUUAAUUAUGGUUGGCUUUCAGAAUAAUAAAAAUUACGACUUUACAACUUUUACGGAAGUUUGGUCACAUUACAAUUUUUCAUUAAUACAUUUUGCUUGUCCCGAGAGACUUGUUAAAUUAGGAGUACUUUACGGAAUUUAUCUUUUAUACUUCACUCAACCAGAUAACUUUGAGAAGAUUAGAAUUCGAGUUUCUUUAAAAAUUUUCCGAUCUUUGGCACGUCUUCAUAAAUAUUGUCAAGAGAAUGAUAUGUUUGAUGCUGAAUAUGUUCACGAAAGGCUUAUAGCCGAAAAUGCCUUUGAAUUUGUGGCAGUAAUGGAUCCUUGUGGAGAAUAUGGGAGAGAUGUGCAUAGUAAAAAAAAGUCAAUUUCAAAUACCGUUGCUGAAAUUAAGGAUGAAAUGAUGAUGACACCAAUAAAUGAAAACCCUGAUUCUUUAAAAAAUCUCGAAAAAAUUUCCAACCUUUAUUACACUCAAAAACGUAAAAUUGUUGAUACGGAAGAUGCGAAAAUUGCCUCACGCAAGAUAACUCGAAAAAAGAUGAGAUCGGAUCCUAUUCCUGAAGAUAGUUCAUUAAUUGAUAUAUGGUCAAUUGUUGCUCCAUUAAGUGCUUCUGAUGAAAAUAUUGCUAUCACACUUAGAAAUAGACUUCCCACAACUUCAUUUCAAGUUCGUAACAAAAUCCGAUCACAACCAUAUAAUAACAGCAAUCGACAGUAUGUGCCUUUAGCCAUGCAGGCAGCGAUGGUUGCUGAACGGGAUGCAGCACGACAAAAUAAGGCACGACAUCGUUCUACUAGUUGUAACCACCAUGAUCGACAAUUAUUUUUAAUUAAGAAAAAGGGACGGCCUAUAACUCAGUGUGCACAUUGUCGAGAAUUGAGAAAAACUAGAAAGGUACAUGUCAAAUGUAAUUGUCAUGAAAAGCAAACAACGGGAGGAGGAGGAAGAGGAACAUCUACCCGUCAAUUGGAAACGGAUGAUUAUCAACCAACUACAGGAGACAAAACUUCAGUGGAAAAAAAUGUAUUUGUUGUCGUCCAUAGUAACAUUUCAUCAUCUUACCCAUAUUCAACGCCAAUUUCUCAAUCAUCUAUAAAUUCUUCAAAUCCAUUAAAUCCACCACUAAAUCCUUCAUUAAGUCCUUCAAAUAAUAUUUCAUAUUACUCCCAUUCUAAUACUCAUCCCAACGCUCACUCCAAUUUUCACCCCAAUACUCAUUCCAGUAUUCACCCCAAUACUUAUUCAAACAUGGUAGAAGGUGAAGAAGGAGAGGAUGAAAUAUCAAUAGAUCAAAGUGAAGUUUUAGGAAAACAAUUAUGUCACGCAUCAUCAAAUGAUUUAGCUAAAAUGAUAUAUCAACCUUGCUGUUCAUCUUCCACUUACUCUUAUUCAUAUUCUUCUUAUAAUAAACCCGAAGAACAUACAACUGCUUUUGAUGAAGAUGGUGUAUUAAUAUGUGGAUGCGGAUGUAAUAAACCAGAUGCGGAUUGUUCAAGUUGUACGGAUAAAUAUGUAUUUGGAGGUUCAACGUUGUAA